Molecule: messenger RNA, 2380 nt
Organism: Caenorhabditis auriculariae
Lineage: Eukaryota; Metazoa; Nematoda; Chromadorea; Rhabditida; Rhabditidae
Source: the annotation of a GenBank genome assembly
AUGGCCGGCGGAUGGACACUGCCUGGGUGUAAUCUGCCGUUGGACGGAGGCUCAUUCCGGUCGGCCCGUUUAUUGCUUGUUUCAGGACUAAUCACCGCGUUAAUUGCUCACAUGUGGUGGUGUGGGGCUCAUUUUUCCACUUUCUUUCUUCAAACUUUUGAUUUUUUCUGUGUUUUUUGAUUUUCUAACGUCUAGUAGGAUGAGAAAUGAUGGAAAUCUCCAAAUUCUGUUUUUUUCAACACCACUUUUUUAAUUUUAAAAAAAAGUUUUCGAACUUUAACCUAUCUUUUUUUUUCAGAAAAACGCAAAUGUCGUUUGUAAAAAUCACAAAACUCUUGACAUGUUUUAUCCUUUUCACAUCAAGUGAGUUUUUCCUCCGUUUCUGUUUCUUUUCAAUUUUUUCGUUUUCAGCCUCCAGUAAACUAAAGUUUAGCAAGAAAUCACACGAAGGCAAGAUUUCAUUCAUAAGGGUAAACUUGCAGAGAAUUUUGAAGCUGGAAAGUCGUUUUCAGACUCAAAAAUAUACAAACAAUUCUUUGCCGCCACUGAGGUCGAAAUUACGAGCUGAACUUUCGCUGGAUAUUCUAAUGAUUGCAGAUUUUUCAACCUAUGAGGGUUUUUAUGCUGAAAAAUAAGUUUAUUAUCAUUAUUUUUCAGCUUUUUAUCGAAAAUGGCGAAGGGGGAUGAAGUCUCAGCUCAGCAUUUUGCUCCCCAAUAUUUGACAAAUAUUUUUCGAGCAGGUUUUUUUGGUUUAGGAUGCAAAUGAAGAAUUUUUUUACAGAUGAAAAAUAUUCUAUGAAAAAUAUCAAAUUUGGGAAGGAGAUUCUAAAGUUAUCGCUGGCAGGGACAUUGAUCGCUUAUAGGUUGGUUGAAAAGUAGUUUACAGUGAAAAAACUAAAUAAACGAAAAGUAGUUUACAGUGAAAAAACUAAAUGAACGUUUUUGGAAUGAGAUUAAAAGACCUCUAUAGGGACUGUUUGAGCUUUGGGGACUGAGAGGUCAGACCCUAAACCCUUAUAGGGACCACCUUGAUUUUACCCCUAUAGGGACCGAUCUUAAAUUCCUAAGUAUCAGAUCAGUCUGUUAAAACAGCUACGCUUCUAGCCAUUCCAAGUGCGACCACGGUGUCAAAAGUUGAAACGAUGACAGUAUACUGUGCAAAAUUUCGAAUAACUGACCGUUUAGCGAUUUUCCCAAAGUUCCCUAAGUUCAGAGAAGAAGACUGUCCUCUAUGGAGUUCCGUGGCCGGAAUCGAUCUGGACUCCUUGUCGAACUCCAACGAAACUUUCAACUCGACAGACACCUUGUAUGGCAACGAAACCGUCGUCCAGACCUCUACAUUGGAAGAUUUGGAGAGCAACUUCAACAACACCGAGUGAGUUAUGAGUUCAAAAGACCCCUGGGAGAAGCGCGAAAAUUUCAAUUUUUCAGUUUUGACACUCUUUUAGGCUAGAACUGACAAACAUUCUUCAGCAUGACCCUCUCGAUGGACUCGAAAGAAGCGAUUGACCGACUGACGUCAUGGAUCAAACUACAUGCGGGAUAUUUGCCGAAACAUGACCACGCCAUUUUGAUUACUAAGUAGGGUAUUGACUUUUGCAAAAAAAAUUGAUUGAGUUAAGGAUUUUGAUAAGUCUGCAAAGAGUAAUUUCAAAAUGUAAGGUCAGUACCUUGAACUUGAAAGUGGGGGAUUCAUACAUUAUUUUUUGAACAAACUGGGGCAUUUUUUAGGGUAGUUAGUGGCCACUAUAGUAGUUUGACUACUGCUCAAUUAAGUGGCUAAAGAUUAGUGGCCUUUAUAAAAUUAUGAGUAGUACUAUAAACCCCUAAAACUACUAUAGUGGCCACUAAGACGCAAAGUAGUGACCGGUGGUUUUAGUGGCCGCUUUAGUGUCCUCUCCGAAUAGUCCUUCUGUGCCUUCUACACUCAAAAAUUCCCGUUUUUUUCAUUUAAUUUUAGUCUUCUUUUUUUUUCUAAAUGGAGCUUUUUGGAGAACUCUAAAAAGAUAUUAUAAACUUGAAGGUUCGACCUUUUGGCGCCAAAUGGCCACUCGGCGACGCAGGGAAUGGCCUACGUCGGCAACAUCUGCCAGCUCGGCGACUCGAGUUCUGUCGUAGAGGACAUUGGCGCUUCUGCCACGGCUCUUAUUGCAGCUCACGAGCUCGGACACUCGUAACUGAUAAGUCCAGAUCCAUUCAAAACGGAAACUUCAGCCUCGGAGCUGUGCACGACGGCGCCGGCGAGGCUCCCGACUGCGACUCCAACGACAACUUCCUCAUGGCUUCGGCGGUCUCUGGGAGUGACCGGCCUCAACUCUUCGCCAACAGUCGGACCAUGAGUCCUUGCAGCGUGAACGCCAUCUUGAACAACUUCAAGUAG